CUUAAUGAAUGAGCCACCAAGGUGCCUCAGUCUUGCUUUUUCUUGUUGUGAAGAUGAAAUGAUAACUUCUAAGCUCUUUACAUUGAAGUUGAAACCAGAAAUAUACUUUGAGCUCCACAUUCAUCUAUCUGGUAUUUUACUUGACAUAUCUACUUACGCAUCUCAUAUUUGCCAGGCCAAAAACAGACCUCUGAAUUCCUGUCAACCCUUGCUCCAUCCACCAUGCCAUUCAUUGUUCAGAAGCUUCAUGAGAGCAGGAGCCAUCUCCAUAAUGCCUGUAAUCUAGCAAAGUGGCCAGCAUAGAGUAGACCCUUUGCUGUCCAUUUGCAGACUCUCCUUUACAACACGAAUGAUGAGUCCAGCUUGGCUGGAACAGAGAGUGGGUAACAUGGAGGAGAAUGGCAAUUGUGACAGACCAGCAGACAGGACAGAAGAUCCAGAUAGUCACCGCAGUGGACGCCUCCGGAUCCCCCAAGCAGCAGUUCAUCCUGACCAGCCCAGAUGGAGCUGGAACUGGGAAGGUGAUCCUGGCUUCCCCGGAGACAUCCAGUGCCAAGCAGCUCAUAUUCACCACCUCAGACAACCUCGUCCCUGGCAGGAUCCAGAUUGUCACGGACUCUGCUUCUGUGGAGCGCUUGCUGGGUAAGGCCGACGUCCAGCGGCCGCAGGUAGUAGAAUACUGUGUGGUCUGUGGCGACAAAGCCUCUGGCCGUCACUAUGGGGCUGUUAGUUGUGAAGGUUGCAAAGGUUUCUUCAAAAGGAGUGUAAGGAAAAAUCUGACCUAUAGCUGCCGGAGCAACCAAGACUGUAUCAUAAACAAACACCACCGGAACCGCUGUCAGUUUUGCCGGCUGAAAAAAUGCUUAGAGAUGGGCAUGAAGAUGGAAUCUGUGCAGAGUGAACGGAAGCCCUUUGAUGUACAACGGGAGAAACCAAGCAAUUGUGCUGCUUCAACUGAGAAAAUCUAUAUCCGGAAGGACCUGAGAAGUCCUCUGAUAGCCACUCCCACAUUUGUGGCAGAUAAAGAUGGAGCAAGACAAACAGGUCUUCUUGAUCCAGGGAUGCUUGUGAACAUCCAGCAGCCUCUGAUACGUGAGGAUGGUACAGUUCUCCUGGCCACGGAUUCCAAGGCUGAAACAAGCCAGGGAGCUCUGGGCACGCUGGCAAAUGUAGUAACCUCCCUUGCCAACUUAAGUGAAUCCCUGAACAAUGGUGAUGCUUCGGAAAUGCAGCCGGAGGACCAGUCUGCGAGUGAAAUUACCCGGGCAUUUGAUACCUUAGCUAAAGCACUUAAUACCACAGACAGCUCCUCACCUCCAAGCCUAGCAGAUGGGAUAGACGCCAGUGGAGGAGGAGGCAUCCACGUGAUCAGCAGAGACCAGUCCACACCCAUCAUUGAGGUCGAAGGGCCCCUCCUUUCAGACACUCAUGUCACAUUUAAGCUCACGAUGCCUAGCCCGAUGCCAGAGUACCUCAAUGUGCACUACAUCUGCGAGUCAGCAUCCCGCCUGCUUUUCCUCUCCAUGCACUGGGCCAGGUCAAUCCCAGCCUUUCAGGCACUUGGGCAGGACUGCAACACCAGCCUGGUGCGGGCCUGCUGGAACGAGCUCUUCACCCUUGGCCUGGCCCAGUGUGCCCAGGUCAUGAGUCUCUCCACUAUCCUGGCAGCCAUUGUCAACCACCUGCAGAACAGCAUCCAGGAAGAUAAACUUUCUGGAGACCGGAUAAAGCAAGUCAUGGAGCACAUCUGGAAGCUUCAGGAGUUCUGUAACAGUAUGGCGAAGUUGGAUAUAGAUGGCUAUGAGUAUGCAUACCUUAAAGCUAUAGUUCUCUUUAGUCCCGAUCACCCAGGUUUGACCAGCACAAGCCAGAUUGAAAAAUUCCAAGAAAAGGCACAGAUGGAAUUGCAGGACUAUGUUCAGAAAACCUACUCGGAAGAUACCUACCGAUUGGCCCGGAUUCUUGUUCGCCUGCCAGCACUCAGGCUGAUGAGCUCCAACAUAACAGAAGAACUUUUUUUUACCGGUCUCAUUGGCAAUGUGUCAAUAGACAGCAUAAUCCCCUACAUCCUCAAGAUGGAGACAGCAGAGUAUAACGGCCAGAUCACCGGAGCCAGCCUAUAGUGAGCACCACAUGCCUGCCGAGAAGCAAAAGGAUCCUUCCAGGACUGCUCAGAGACCGAGAAAAUAAAGUAAUGGUAUUUUGGUAUGUGCAAAUAUUUCCAGUAUGUUAGCCAUUUCCUACCUGGUUUCUUCUUACCUGUUAAUCACAGACAGUAGCAACUAAAAGACUAGUAGGAUCCUUUCCUGCCAUAAGAAAUGUUUUAAUGCCUUUUGAUGAAGCAGAUUUUGGAACAAUCUUUUAACCCAAUUUGUAUUUAGAAAUUCUCAAAGGGCAAAAAACAGAGUUUUAUAAUGUCAGAGACUAGUAUUAAACAAAACUAAAAGAACCUAAGAGAACAGUAUGUGUGUAUAUAUAUUAAAAAUGUCCUUGGAAUUAAUAGCUACUAAUUACCAGGGUAAUAAUAUUAGCACUUUCUAAGCACUUCUUAUCAAUGCGUAAUGUUAGCAACAUCUUGCCCUUGGGCAGGACAAAUGGAAAACUGUUUAUGUCUUUUGCCGAAAUGCUAAUAAUUCCUGUGAAAACGCACUAGGGUACAGGAGACAAUCAUUUAUGUUUAAGAAGAGAUGGCAUCAUUCCUAAUUUUAUGCACACAUUGGUGGUGGUGAACUAAAUUCCUAUGAAUGAAUGAAAAUGUGGCUCAUCUGUAUCAUGCAGUAAGUGGGAGUGUGGAGGCACAGUUGGUGGUGACCCGAACUGGAAGCUUCCUCGGCUUUCGAGUUGAUGACACUUGUCGGCUUCCCUGACCUCUGGUUCUGGUCUGUGACGGGCAUCCGCAGGCUCCUUCAAACCCGGGGCUCCUUCUCGUGACUGGUUCUCAGAAUU
Molecule: messenger RNA, 2946 nt
Organism: Lontra canadensis (Northern American river otter)
Lineage: Eukaryota; Metazoa; Chordata; Mammalia; Carnivora; Mustelidae
Gene: NR2C2
Product: nuclear receptor subfamily 2 group C member 2
Exons: 15
Coding region: 399-2123 (574 amino acids)
Biological process (GO): cell differentiation; anatomical structure development; positive regulation of embryonic development
Molecular function (GO): zinc ion binding; RNA polymerase II cis-regulatory region sequence-specific DNA binding; nuclear receptor activity
Source: RefSeq, a predicted model, not a curated record